GUGAAGAUGUGAGAGAUGUCAGGUAUGAAUCCCAUCGAUCUGAAGCCAUCAUCGCAGCCAUGCUCCAAGUGACCGCAGCCGUCCUGCUCCUCCUCUUCAUCCACUGCCAGGCUUUGGAUGUAAAGGUGCAAGAAAAUUUUGACACAAGCAAAUUUGUCGGUAAGUGGUUUGGCGUUAUAGCAGCAUCAAACUGCGAGAUGUUCCGUAAAAUGAAGAAGGACAUGACCCUCCCGACUAUUAUGUACGCCACGGACGGCCAUAGCGUGAAAAACAGCGUGGCUUUCAUGACAACUAAGGGCUGCCAGCAGAUGGACGCCAACAUGAACGUGGUCGCCAGUGGGCACUACACGCACCAUUCAGAUCAUGGAGAUGAUGAGGUCAUCAUUGCCAACACAGAUUACAAUUCGUACGCUAUGGUGUAUAGAAGGACCACCAAUAAGGACGGGACCUGCAUUACCCUCAAUCUGAACGGGAGAGAAAUGAAAGUUGCGGAAGACUUGAAGAAGCAUUUUAUAGAACAUGUCCACCAGAUGGGCCUGAAAGACGAGGAUAUCCUCAUAUUCCAGAAAGGAGGUACAUGGGGGGGGGGGGGUGCUGCAGAGAAUCAUUUCUCGAAAAAUCAGAUAGAUGGAGACUGUAAAGAGAGAAAAUAUAAUAUGUAA
This is a messenger RNA of Hyla sarda, 662 nucleotides long. Its product is annotated as olfactory protein-like. Gene Ontology annotation, cellular component: cell surface; plasma membrane. Gene Ontology annotation, molecular function: serine-type endopeptidase inhibitor activity. The transcript is spliced from 7 exons. Bases 60 to 662 code for a protein of 200 amino acids. The record is from RefSeq and is a predicted model, not a curated record. NCBI's taxonomy places the organism in Eukaryota, Metazoa, Chordata, Amphibia, Anura, Hylidae.